UGUACAUUCCUCAUACUCCGGAUCUAGAUAGUACAGGAACGCCGCGACGGAGUGAAGCAAGGCGACGACACGACGGAUUUCUACACCACAUGACACUAUCCAGGAACACGUAAGGUCAAUGUUGGGUCGUGGUGUCAAGCGGAAGUGGAGCUGCUUGGAGGAGCUGGAGGCCAAGGUGCUCCCUGACCCUGCAGCGACGGAUGAAAAAAGGCCAAACAUGGAGGAGGACGAGCGAGAAGACCCUUCCAAGUCUGACAUGAGCCACUUGCAGCAGCGUCAGCUGGUGCUCAGCCUCUGCUUGAAGAAGCUUCAGCACUACCAGGCCGGUAUGGAGCUCAGCCUGCGUCGCUCCGUGCUCCUCAUCAACACGCUCAGGCAGAUCCAGGAGGAAAUCCGGAGUGAUGGCACUGGAACCUGCACCUCGGAUAUACUCCUCCAGGACGUCGACCCCGACUCCUGUCUUCUCAGGGACGACUUCAGAGAGGACAUGCCAGUUACAUGCCCCGGAUGCGUGGAGGGAGAUGGCGAAAACCUGUCUCUGUCUCCUCCGCUUUCCCCAGAAUUCCCCUCUCAGGAGGCGAACAGCUCCCCCGACCAGCAGAAACCUCUGCCCACCGCCAUCAGUAACACUUUUAGUGAUGCAGGAAACACCAUGGGCUACCUAAGUGACCUUGCCCUGGACGAUAUCUUUGAGGACAUUGACACAUCGAUGUACGAGACUUCAGAUUUGCCUUCCGCCUGGGCAGCAGGUUCUCUGUGGCCUGUCAGCGUGUCGCUUUGGCCUGACGAGGACAUGAAGCUGCGCCCUCCCAGCCAUUCCUCACCUGGAAGCCUCCAGUCGUGUCUAAUGGACCUGAAUGAGCUGGACCACAUCAUGGAGAUCCUAGUAAAGUCCUGAUCACCAGGACAAACUCUUGGACCUGCUAAAACAAGGUUAGAAGCUGCUCUGGCUGAAUGAAGGCUGAUGAACUCUAAUGCAAAGUUGGACUUUUUAAGGCUCCAUCUGACAGCAUCUGAACCUGUGUUUAAAUCUGGUAUGAGGCAGAAUAACACACUAAUUCUUCCGCUCGUACGUCUGUUAUGAGGAAUCAGAUUUACAUCUGUGUUUGUGCACUAAAUUUAGAUGAAAUAUUUAUUAUAAACUAUCAUAUUUUAUGAACUAUAAGCUGAGGAAUAUGUUUUUGACAGCAAAAUAAAACUAUUUUAAAGAAUAAUUUAUUAGUAAUUUUCCAGAAAAAAUAAAAAAAAUCCAUACAAAACAAUCAAAUUGAUGAAUUGAAAGUGGAUGUAGCAUUUCCACAUUGUCCCAUUCCUCCCAUCAUCAUUUCUAUGAACAGAUCAGGUAGCUUUUCUUCUGUUUUUGCAACACGCUGGGUUUAUAAGUAGUUGUUGCACCAAAGAUGAAGCCAUGUUCGCCGUGUUCCUUCUAUCACUAAGACUGUAAUUGUAGAUGGAAACUCAACAUUUCCACCCUCAAGUAUUCCCCUAACUUUUCUUUCCCCCGUUCCUGCAAGUUUUAGCUGAAGCGGCGGCAGCUCUUUGGGAAGAAGAAACCUGAGCUGCCGUGAGCGUGCGUCACUCAGGCUGUCAGAUCGGACCUGGGUUGAUUAUUAAUUGAAAUCCCUUCAAUUACUUAAGAGAGCAUGCUGCAGCCAGCCAGGAGGGCAAAGGCCUGGGUUUGCUUGCAGUAUUGGGACUGAAAGGUUUCUUGCUGCAGCAUGCGGGGAGAAGAGAAUGAAAUCAUGCAGCAUUUUGGACUAUUUAACAUGUAUUUAUUGGGUUGGUUGCAAAGAAAAGUGCAAUGAGAGGACAUCUGAUUGCUGUGAUGAAGAAAGGGUUAACUGUUUGACUUGUUGGAAUGUUUUUAUCUAAUAUAAUUUUUUUAUUUAUGGAUAAAAAAUUUGCUACAACCUGCAGCAGAUGCAACUUGUUCCCUUGUACAUAGACAUUAUCGCUUGGCUUUGCGUGUAACUUAUCCUUUAGAUUCUUCCUGACCUUGGCCUGUCAGAUGAAUGGCUGCUGUUGUCACAAUUGUACCGUUUGUGACACACAAAAAAAAAUGAGGCAGCCAGUUACCCUCAUGGCAGCUUGUAUUUACGGUAAAUCCAACAGUACAUGAACGCAGCAUAAAAUAUGUAUUUUUAUGUAGAAAUGUAACCCCGGUCUGCUUGAGACUGAGGAGCUGAUUAACAAUCAGGAGACUUUGCCAUGUUUCAGAAAAUUGUAAAUGACAACAGAGGCCUCUGUAUUUUUAUGGCCUUGAUGGUAUGACUUUUUAUUCCAAUGUUCGGGGAGUGUUUUUAAAAGUUUUUGUAUGUGUUUCUACCUGACACUGCAGAAGAGAUACAGCAAGUGAUGGGUCGCGAUGAAUCACAUGCUUGACCUUCACUAUUUGUGGUUUACUCCUGUUCUACCUCCUGUUUGUUGCUGGUUUACCCUCACACUCCUGCUUUACACCCAGAGCCAUGUACCGCUCAUCUCUUGAUAGUUUAUAUCAUCCUUUUAACGCUUUGCUGUCCAACCAAAGUACUCCGUCCUCAUCUCAUGUUGAAAACGUGCCUUACUACUGAAUCUGGCUUUAUUUGUGAUAUGCUUCUUCUUUCUGUCUGAGCUUAACCUUCAUUGAUUAAAGAGAGAAAAACCUUCGACCUGCAGUGAGCUGUGUUAUGUAAAGCACUCAAAAAGCCAGAGCUGCAUUUCCUCCCUCUUCUUGGCCAUUUUCUACACUCACUGAAUACUACAGGCAUAUGAGUCUAAUGUAUCCUGACAGGAUGAUAGCAAACUAGCCAAGGGAGGAGGUGGCAGUGAGGGCCAGGGGGGAAAAAUAGGAGGAGGAGGGAGGAAGCAGUUUACGUCACUUGUUCAUUAGGAGGGGUUUGGAGCUUGUUUUGCCCAGACUCAGACCACCGACCAAUCACAUGAGAUGUACGAGCAGGCUCACUGCUGCUCCAACUUGUUUUUGCUAUGAGUGGCUCUGCACAGACAUACAGCAAGAAUCAGCUGAAAUUUCAACCUGUGAAAUAAAACCACUCGUUUGUUUUCUUUUCAUUUAACAAAAUCUGACUGACAGGACUGAACAGAAUCAAGCAGGAAGUUUCAGUGUUAUUUAUAAUAAUUUCAAAGUUCAGAGUCUCAGAAGGGUCUUCAAAUGAUUAUAAAUGUAACUGAAGGAUGUGUUUGUUGGGUUAUAUGAUAAUUAAUAAUGUAUUUUUUGUGGAAUAUUUUAUAUGUUUUAUCUGAUAAUACAAUUAAAACUACCCCAACUGUU
Messenger RNA from Melanotaenia boesemani (Boeseman's rainbowfish), 3268 nucleotides. RefSeq lists its product as uncharacterized. The coding region runs from base 119 to 898 and encodes 259 amino acids. Gene Ontology annotation, molecular function: transcription regulator activity. NCBI's taxonomy places the organism in Eukaryota, Metazoa, Chordata, Actinopteri, Atheriniformes, Melanotaeniidae. The record is from RefSeq and is a predicted model, not a curated record. Gene Ontology annotation, cellular component: nucleus. The transcript has 2 exons.